AUGGUUGUCCGCACGUUGGCAGACCUCCGCAAGGAGGAUGAGCAGCGCAACAGAGAUGCGGAAACGGGUGAGGCCUUACCUCUUAUACGAGCUGAGACGCGGAGCACAGACAGUAGCAUUUCCAGUGGGGGUUCUGCCUCUGUUAGUAGGACGACAGCCUUGAGGGUGCUGGACUUGCUUUUUCCCUACUUCAGGCUGCGAUCUUUGCUGCUUCUCAUCUCUGUAGCAGAUUGGGUUGUUUUCAUUACAACGCUUGCCCUAGACUCGGAGAUGCCUCUAGUUCCAUCUAUUGGAAUCUUGGUCACUUUUGGCGCAAAUGUCCCUCCUUUGGUGGCCAAGGGCCAGGUUUGGAGGCUGUUGACAGCUUCUUUUUUGCAUGCUAAUUUGUUACACGUGGCCUUCAAUGUCUUUUUCCAGUUGCGAAUGGGAUUUGGCAUUGAGCGGCGGUAUGGCUAUUUGAAGUUCGCUCUGCUCUACGCCGCGGCAGCUAUCUAUGGCAACCUGCUCUCAGCAGCAGCACUUUUUUGCGGUACAGUGAAGGUUGGUGCUAGCACAGCAGGCUUCGGGAUGAUGGGGGUGGAGAUGGCCGAACUGGCACUGAGCUGGCGGCGACUGCAGCAUCGGGACCGUUUGCUGACAAACAUUAUCUCGUUCUUCUUGCUUAUGGGCCUCUUUGCCUUCACCCUUAACGGCGGUUAUAUCGACCAGAUGGGUCACCUGGGAGGCCUUAUUUGCGGACUAUCCCUGGGGUUUCUUUACAACAAGGAUAUGCAAGACAAACCACGGUGGUGGUCAUUCGCCAUGUGGUGUUCAGUCUUCUUGCUCGUUGCGCUUCCAGCAUCUUGCGUGCCUGUUAUCUUCGCUGUUAACAGGGGUUGUACUUUGUAG
Eimeria tenella is the source of this 888-nucleotide messenger RNA. Its product is annotated as rhomboid family domain-containing protein, putative. Gene Ontology annotation, molecular function: serine-type endopeptidase activity. The coding region runs from base 1 to 888 and encodes 295 amino acids. The record is from RefSeq and is a predicted model, not a curated record. Gene Ontology annotation, biological process: proteolysis. Gene Ontology annotation, cellular component: membrane. Lineage: Eukaryota; Apicomplexa; Conoidasida; Eucoccidiorida; Eimeriidae. The transcript is spliced from 5 exons.